Molecule: messenger RNA, 747 nt
Organism: Cyphellophora attinorum
Lineage: Eukaryota; Fungi; Ascomycota; Eurotiomycetes; Chaetothyriales; Cyphellophoraceae
Exons: 2
Coding region: 1-747 (248 amino acids)
Source: RefSeq, a predicted model, not a curated record
AUGCUGCGCACGCCCAAGCAGAGCCCGUAUGCGCCACCCACCACACAAGCCAACAACGUCCAUGAGACAGUCCUUACACAACUUGGAGUUCUUCAAGCCAAAUCAGACGCGGAAAAGCGAAUGGUCUAUCGCAUCGGCAAUGUCGCAGGCGGUACCCAAGAAGAUAUUGUGCAUAACGCUACCUACGCGGCGAUUAUCCAGCAGGUGUUAAUGCAUGGUCGUUACUUCCCAGCCGAGGUUGUAUCGCACAUGCUGCGCAGCCCUGGUCAGAAUCCCAACUCUGUCGACAAGACUUCUGCCCAGUACAUCAGCGCUAUCAACACUAUGGCCAACGCAUCCGCACAUCUCAAGAAGCAAUUCCUUGCCAUCCUCUACAAACACUACACUACUAGUCAUUCAAGUCCAGUAUGUAUAGCACUGCAAAUCCAGGGCGUUCUCAGGGAACAAGAGGCGCGAGCUCCGGCCGAAGCUGCUACCAGCGAGUGGCAGAAGGACCGUGCACGCCAUGCUGCUGAAGCGCACAAAUGGGUGCGUGACCCAGGUCUAGAGUCGCUUCUCUUCAAGGCCAAUCGCAAGCCCUUCAAGGGUUUCCCCAGUCGCGCGAAAAUCAUCCGUCGAUACAUGCACGACCUCGACUUUCGGGUGAGCUUGGAAGCGGCUGAAUUCAACGAGGCCUCGCACCACUGGGUGAUCUCGAACGGCAGAUACGUGGUCGGCGGUGUGCAAUCUCCUUCGCGAAGCUAUUGA